CAGUCCCAGCAGCAGCAUCUCAUGCCUUUCUCCUGCUCCCGGACAGACAGCCGUCCAUCUGUCCAUCCGUCCGUCCACUAAAGCGGCCAGGAAGCUGGAAACCUGAAGUCGAAGAUGCUGGAAAACGGGAGGAAGGUGUUCAAGGAGGGUCUGCUGGAGAAGCGGAGCGACGGGCUGCUGCAGCUCUGGAAGAAGAAACACUGCGUCCUGACCGAGGACGGCGUGCUGCUGCUGCCGCCCAAGCAGCACGACCAGCCGCAGCACAACCAGCCGCACCACGGCGGAGGGGACGCGGGCAAAGUCAAGGAGCUGCACUUCGCCAACAUGAAGACGGUGGACUGCGUGGAGCGGAAGGGCAAGUACAUCUACUUCACGGUGGUCAUGACGGAGGGGAAGGAGAUCGACUUCAGGUGCCCGCAGGACGAGGGCUGGAACGCGGAGAUCACCUUGCAGAUGGUCCAGUACAAGAACCGGCAGGCGAUCCUGGCCGUCAAGUCCACCCGGCAGAAGCAGCAGCUGCUCGUCGUGCAGAUGCCCGGCCAGAAGACGGUCCGCAGCUCGCCAAACGUUGCGUGACCUGCGGCGAGUUCGGACACUGGUGCACCAUUAGCGGUUAAUUGGACACUCAGCUGGAGGAUGAAUAUUGACGGGGGCUGCACCUCCCCCUGCCGCUUCAACACAGACCUCCAUUCUCCAGGAGAACCCCUCUUCCACGUGUCCACAGACCAGCGUCCCCUUUUCAAUACAGAGACUUAUUUCACAAAAGACUGAUGGACAAAAAGCAUGUGAGAAAACAACUGUACUCUACCGUGCGAUGGGUUUAUCCCUUAUUUAUUAGAUGUAUAUAUAUUUUCUAUAAAGAAAUGUUAUGUUGUUGAUGAAUGUU
Messenger RNA from Centropristis striata (black sea bass), 886 nucleotides. It is a transcript of the gene phlda1, whose product is annotated as pleckstrin homology-like domain, family A, member 1. The record is from RefSeq and is a predicted model, not a curated record. Gene Ontology annotation, molecular function: phosphatidylinositol phosphate binding. The transcript has 2 exons. Gene Ontology annotation, biological process: positive regulation of apoptotic process. Bases 115 to 576 code for a protein of 153 amino acids. Lineage: Eukaryota; Metazoa; Chordata; Actinopteri; Perciformes; Serranidae.